AUGGAGAGCUCCAUACCAGACGGGGCCGGCACCUCUCCUCCUCCGAUCCCCCUCGAAUGGCCCCAAGACGGGGAUCUCACCCUCGAAUGGAUCCGCGCCAUGACCGCCACUCUCGACUGGUCUUCCCGGAAUCUUCCCCCCUCCGAUCUCCCCUCCGUCCUCCCCAUCCCCGUUCUCCAGCGCCUCCUGCUAUCUGCUUCCAACAUCCUCCACAAGGAGCCCAACUGCCUGCGGAUCGAUGUGCAGGACUGCGGCGACCCGAGCGCCACCGUCGUCGUCGUCGGCGACGUCCAUGGGCAGCUCCACGACGUGAUCUUCCUCCUGGAAGACGCCGGAUUCCCCUCGGAGAGCCGGUUCUUCGUCUUUAACGGCGAUUAUGUCGAUAGAGGUGCUUGGGGGCUGGAAACCUUCCUCCUGCUCCUGGCUUGGAAGGUGACCCCCCUCUCCAUCCAUCCACCAUUUCUCAAGUAAUUACAGCUUCCAUAUGAUGGGUCUUCAUUUUAUUUUAUUUUCUGCCAUGAGUGAUCUAUUUAUAGCAUCGUAUUAUCAUCUUCUUGUAGAUCUUUAUACCUCACCGUGUGUUUCUCCUUCGUGGAAAUCAUGAAUCUAAAUACUGCACUGCAGUUUAUGGAUUUGAGCAAGAGGUCAUGGCCAAGUAUGGCGACAGGGGCCCGCAGGUUUAUCGCAGGUGCUUGCGGUGCUUCGAGGGGCUGCCCCUCGCCACCGUCAUUGCCGGCUCUGUGUACACCGCUCACGGCGGGAUCUUCCGCAGCGAGGCCGCGGCGCCGCCCCUGAAGAGGGCCAAGGGGAAGAAGGGCGGCCGGAAGAAGGCGGCGGCCUCCGGCGCCGACAAGAAGCCUCUCGUGUUGGGUUCCUUUGAUGAGCUGCUGAAGGCGAGGAGGACUGUUCUCGAUCCGCCAUGGGAGGGCUCAAACCUCAUCCCGGGCGACGUUCUGUGGUCCGAUCCUUCCUUGAUUCAUGGAAUUUCUCCGAACAGGGAGAGGGGGAUCGGCCUGCUGUGGGGGCCUGACGUCACCGAAGACUUCCUAAAGAAGAACAACCUGAAGGUAACUGUUCUGAUCCUUGUUGAGCCGCCCUUCUUAAUGAGGAUAAUUAUCGCUGCCGUUUUCAUGAUGGUCAAAUUGUGCUCACACAUUCUUUUCCUUUUUCGGGUUUCUACUAUUUUUAGUCAAAACCCAGUUGACUUUAUCCAAAACAGAAGGAAUCAGCAGAAAAAAAGAACAAAAAAAAAGGAUUCAGAUGCAUUAGACUCUGAUAAACUCGGAUAAAGUCAACUGGGUUCUUAAAGCUGCUGUUCUUCAUUUCGAGGUGCAGCUGAUCAUCAGAUCACACGAGGGCCCAGAUGCAAGAGACAAGCGUCAUGAUCUCUCAGGAAUGGAUCAUGGGUACACGAUCGAUCACGAAGUAGACUCGGGAAAAUCAGUCACCGUUUUCAGCGCCCCGGAUUACCCUCAAUUUCAGGUUGCCCCUCUCUCUCUCUCUCCUGAGCUCAAUCUAUUUCUCCAAUCAAUUACUGAGUUCUUUCUAUCAUUGGCAUCAUUAUGAGCUUGAGAUAUUCCUGAUUUAACGAAGCUCGUAUUUUUCCUGUGUAUCUCAUAAUUAUCUAGUAUAUAGAUAUAACUUAAUAGUUUAUAUGUUUUUAUAGAAAACACGGCUAUCUCUCUUAUUCUCUAGCAUUCAAUGCAUUAUUAUUAUUAUUAUUAUUAUUAUUAUUAUUAUUAUUUAUUUAUUUUAAAUUGUUCAUUGAGAAUAAUAACUCCUCCGGCAGGCUUCAGAGGAGAGGCAUAACAAUCGGGGCGCCUACAUUGUUCUUCAUCCCCCUGAUUACGCCUCCCCAGUCUUCCACAGCUUCGAAGCCGUGAGGCCCAGGCCCAGGGUGCUCGCUCCUCCACCUAAUCUAGGCGUUUUCUCUCUCUUCUUUAAGUAGAGGAUUUUGCUGAGUGAUGGAGACGUUGACUCCUGUCCUCCCUUCAGGUUGGCGCUUACUACAACUUCGAGGAGGUGAUUGACUCCGACGAAGAGCUCGACCUCGGGUCAGCCCGGCCGUUGACCGACGCGUCGGCGGACGAAGCAGAGUAG
This is a messenger RNA of Spirodela intermedia, 2100 nucleotides long. NCBI's taxonomy places the organism in Eukaryota, Viridiplantae, Streptophyta, Magnoliopsida, Alismatales, Araceae. The record is from the annotation of a GenBank genome assembly.